UGUUCCGGGCGGACUGCCCGAACACCUAAUAAGUAAAAAAUUCCGUCUUCGCCACUCGGUGCGUUGUCUAACCAUGGAGGUAGAAAUAUUUCUGCCUGCUACCUCCAUGGUCUCACCAUCCAGUCGCUUUGCUUGAUUGUGGCUAAACCAAGAUAUCAGAGCCCAGAAUGAUCUAGACGGUGGGUGACUUGGCUCAAUGGAGGGAUUUCCUUAUUCAACAGUUCAAUAGAAUUAAGCGAUUAUAUAAGUCUUUGUUGGGCGUAUUCGUUGAGAGCUCAUUCACCGGUGUUUACGCGGAUUUCUUGGUCGUGUAUGACAUGGCAAUACCGUGUAUGGACGGGCUGGAGACAUAUAUGGACGGGCUGGAGACAUAAUUGUGCAUUCGGUAUACUACACUGAAAUUUCAAUGUGCAACCUUGGAUCUUUCUUGAGAGAGAAUUCGAAACUGUCUUUUCACUUCAACACUUCAACUUUACACCAGAAUCGGAAUUUUUAGGGAGCAAGCCUCCAAGGGUCAGCCAGUGGCAUGGAGCUCAAAAUGGCGAGAGCGAAAGAAAUCUUCAUGUGCGUUGUAAUCGUCGGUCUGAUUGUUCAAGGAUGUUUCUUAUUGAUGACUUCAAGCGUUCACAAACAUAAGAACAUUGUAAUCAUGACGAACAUUCGGGCCAUGACAAACGACAUCAACCAUCUUGCAAUAGAGCGCCACCAGCGCUCAAACAACGAGAGUGAACAAUUAAUUGCGAACGAUGUAGAUAAACAAAUUCCGCAGCAAAGGGUUGCCUCGACCAAGUUGUUGACCAUUGAUCAAGCCACUGUCAAGAAGACGUCUCCAAACUCGUCCACGGAGGGCCGCUGCCAUUACAGGGUCCAAGUGUACGACAAAAAUGGAAAACUUUCUGUACACAAACCAGUGCUUAAAAAUGUUGUUAAACGAUCUACAGGUGGAGCAGUUGUACGAUCCACCAUACCCUGCGACAAUCAGUGCACUAUUGAGCUCACUCUCGCUGAUGAAAAGAACAAGUUUGAAGGAAUGGAUGCAGUUGUCUUCCAUUUCAUGAAACUCCUUAUUCCGAAACCUCUUCCAGAGCCGGCACAUCCCAACCAGACGUGGAUAUAUCACUCGUGGGAGUCCCCGCGUUCAAACAACGGCGAAGGUUUAAAGAUCAACCGUCUACCUGUCCACGCCACGUGGACAUACCACCGGGGCUCGGAGAUCGUCACUCCGUACGGAUUCUACCGGCCAGGGGUCCCAAUGACAAACCAGACGAAAUCACCCCAGGAAUGGGUUAAAGGAAAGAGGAAAUUGGUAGCGUGGAUGGCCAGUAACUGUGUUAACACCUUCUGGCCAAGGAGUGCCUUUGUGAGCGAAUUGAAGAAAUUGGUUCCCGUGGAUACUUAUGGAGCGUGCGGAUCGUUGAAAUGCACACCGAGCUGGUCAAAGAAAUGCACGGUGGACUUACUGCGACAGUAUAAGUUCUACCUGUCUCUGGAGAAUGCGGAAUGCAGUGAUUACAUCACGGAGAAACUCUGGCAGAAACCGCUGAUGCAAGGAGUGGUUCCAAUCGUCUACGGUCCCAACAGAAAAGUCUACGAGGAUCUCACACCUCCAAAUUCAUUCAUAUACGUUGGUGAUUACACGAACAUGAAAGAACUAGCGGAUUACCUCAAACUGUUGGACUCCAAACCCGAGCUGUAUGCCCAAUAUUUAGCGUGGCAGUACAAGGGUAGCAUUGGACUUCCUAAACCGAUGCACGAGUCACAUGAACCUACCAUCUUCUGCAAUCUUAUACCGACGAUAGAGAAAGUUAGACGGGGGGAGUUGAAGAGAGUGCCGGUCGGACAAAGCAAAUUUGCAAGAGCGUGUAGGGCUCCCGUUAAAGGUCGAUCGGUCUCAAUUUACGGUGUACGGAAAUGGGACCCUUGGUAAAAUAAUAUUUAUAAAAAUGUAUUGAUUUAUAGUGUGUCCUUCCAUAAAAAUAUACACAAGCGCGUAACAAAAUAUAGGCAAUGCUUACAAAGCUAACAACUGGUAAAGGCUAGGAAAUACGAAAAUCCACCCUAAAGAAGGAAGACAAAAUUAUUCACAUGGCAGGGAAAAGCGGCCAUCUUGGAUUUAUUAAUAAGCAAAAGUUUAAAACGCGAUUAGGUUAACAAAAUACUACUACUAAUAAUAUUCAACAAAUAGUUAAUGGCCUGACGGUUCGACCCUAGCAGAGUCUUAAUAAUAUUAAUAAAGUUUAAUAGUUCAUUUUGAUCAGUCUUCGGUUUUUUAUUUUUUUUCAAUUCGGAAAAUAAAUGUUCCAAAAGAAGGUUUUAGUCGGCAAAAAAUUAGAGUUUACAGGUAACAGAGCGCACCUUAAAGGGACACGUUGCCUUGGAUCGGACGAGUUGGUCUAUAAUAGGGUUUAAGGCGUAACGCAGUAAACAGAUUUAACACCGGGAAAUAUACACACAUGUUACAGUCGGGGCUAAGCAAGUGUGAUUGUCAGGGUGCAUUCAGACGUGUUUCCAUUGUUCUUUUCAACCAACCAAAGCAAGGCAUUUCGGGGUAAGGGUGCUUGUCUUUCUGCUGGGAACCGUCAUUGAAUAUUCUGCCACCAAGGAGUUAAGAUAGAUUGUAUAGUUUCGCAAAAUUCCCUCCCUCCCUCCCGUGGGAUUAAUGGAAGGGUCAGGGUAUGACGGCAUACGUGAUACAGAUUGAGUUGACUAAUAAUCUUAUAACUUUAACGUAGCUAAAUUAAAGCGGUAAGUUUAGGUUUUUCCUAUAAACAAGCUAAUAGGCAUGGAAGCCUGUGAGGAAAGUGGUAAAUUAAUUUAUGUGAAUUGAUAUGGAUAAAUAUGGUGGUAAUAAAAUGAUGUGAUUGUAUAAAUAAAGAAGUAAAUUAAAUUGGUACCUUCUUGGCAACUCGCUGGAAGUGGGAACCUCAUUGACCCGGAGUUUCUCCAGUCAAUGAGUGCAUUUAUAAUAAUAAUUGUAAAUGGUCUGGUACCUUCUUUGGCAAAUCGCUGAGAAGUGGGAACCUUUGCGGAUUGGAAUUUUACCGUUCGCAAAGUGAGGAAUUGGGAACCUUUGCGGAUUGGCCGCAAAGUGUAUUUAUAAUUGGAAUUGGUAUACUUCUUUAUGAGUGGAUAUCACUGGAUGGAAUUAAAUAAAGGGAAAUCCCUUAUAUUAUUAUUAAUUGGCGUUUUACCACUGAAUUCAGAGUACGGAAUAAGUUAACUCUUGGCAGGGUUCACUACAACAACAAAUCCUUGUGUCUGUGUAUAUUUAUCAGGUGGUAAAAAGCGUUUAUAACCGUUUGUCAUUAAAUGCAUAUGGUUGGAAAGAUGUUUUAAAAGUAGAACACCAAUAGUGCAAUACCAAAUGUGUCCAGUGUCUUUAACAAUACACUGACAAAUAAACCCAAAGUAAAUUUACAUAAUUCGUUUUGAUAUUAUAACAAAGAGCAAAGCAUUAUAAAAUGUUCAACUAUUAACAGCUGAUCGACAGGGAUUUUGACUAUAGGCAAUAUCAGUUUGUUUGGUUUUUAGCCAGAAAUGUUCUAUAAAAUUAUUUAAAUAAAUGUUUGCAUACCAUGCAAGCAAGGCAAGUCACAACUUUAUUAAAAGCCUCAAUUAUCCUAUAAAGAUGAAAGUUUAGGGCCCAAUUUCAUAGAGCUGCUCAAGCACAAAAAUGUGCUGAAAGGCAGUGGACACUAUUGGUA
Messenger RNA from Asterias rubens (European starfish), 3704 nucleotides. RefSeq lists its product as uncharacterized. The record is from RefSeq and is a predicted model, not a curated record. The coding region runs from base 527 to 1927 and encodes 466 amino acids. The transcript is spliced from 3 exons. Gene Ontology annotation, cellular component: membrane. NCBI's taxonomy places the organism in Eukaryota, Metazoa, Echinodermata, Asteroidea, Forcipulatida, Asteriidae. Gene Ontology annotation, molecular function: alpha-(1->3)-fucosyltransferase activity.